Lactuca sativa (garden lettuce) is the source of this 755-nucleotide messenger RNA. NCBI's taxonomy places the organism in Eukaryota, Viridiplantae, Streptophyta, Magnoliopsida, Asterales, Asteraceae. The record is from RefSeq and is a predicted model, not a curated record.
UCGAUGCCUUCUUCAAACUAUUGAUGCAUUUUCAAACUCCUCGGUUCCAUUUGUUAUCAAGGCGACCAAGGUUAUUACUCCAUGGCUCAAUUGCCCUCAUCUCUCUCUUUGCACCUUUUCUCGAUUUCUUCCCUAAAAAGGUUCGGAAAGCUGGUGAUCCAGGUAAUCACAGUUUUGCAAUCUUCCCUACGGUGAUUAUCCUACUGUGGCUUCUACAUGAGAAUGAAGUUUUUGAUCUUGUGUAUGACAGGUCCGUCAACAGUAAUUUUUAGAAUUAAACUAGGUUUAGCAGUUGGAAAUCAACUUGGUUUGGUAAGAGAUGAUUCUAUAUUAUAUAUUUAAUUACUUAUCUUUUGUUUUUAAUGUAUAUUUGCUUACUUGACCUAGUUGCAUAAAUGUUUGAGUUUGCAGAUCUGUGUAUUUGAAUUCCAGUUCAAAAGAUACAAUCCUACACAUUGUCACAACAAUAAAACAAGAAAGUAUGUUUUGUGUUAGGUAUAUGUUUCUUUAUUUUAGUAAUGUUUAAAUUGUUUUCAGUUUACAAACAAGCUGAAAAUGGUGAGCCCAAGUGUUGUGUGUGUUUCCACUUUCUUGAUUCCCCUGUUGAAGCAAUUCAAUAUAUGGACCAUGGAGCUACUAGCUAUUUUGGAACAAUUGAAUUUUUAAACAUGUAGUGUUUGUUUUUUUAAUUAAUUAAUAUUUACUUUUGUAAGAUAUUUUGAACAAUGGAAUGAAAUGUGUCAAAGUUGGUAUUA